AUGGGCAAAGAUUCACCAAGUGCCCAUGCAGAACUCGGCCAUGCGCUGGUCAGAAUUGAUUCUGGCCUACCGUGUCAGGUGGGCGAUCAGGAGUUCAGCCGAUUUUCGUGUUCUAAUGAAUUUUCCUGGGAUCCUGCCCUUCUGAAGUCAAUUGCUUUACUCGGCGGUAAUAAGAAAAUCAACGAACGCUUGGAGCCAGAAUUGCCACAUUUCUACAGAAGACCAUGGCCAGGUCUACGUUGCCCACAUGCCAUUCGCUCGGCCUUUGUAGAAUCAAAGUAUGACUUUGAGGAGUUUAUGGAAGACGCUGCUCUACACGGACGCCAGUGGCGCUACUCUGGUCCAACAAAAUCCGUAACACUUUACAAGAAACUUAAGAAAACUAAUAAAUUUGUGGAAAGACGCUUUGAAUUGUGGUUCAAUCAUGGUGAAAUGAAAUAUUUCAUACAGCCUGGUGAUACAGAGCCGAAAUCCACUAUAAAAGUUAAAGACAUAGACGUCGCUUGGAUCGAUUCUGUUGACUUAGACGCUCCAGCAGAUGUGUGUUUGAUGUUCUCCUUUUUAAAGAAUGAUGCAUUUCGCUUCAUAUUUAUCUCUUCUCCCAUACGAGGCCUGAUGGUAGAAUGGUAUAAUGCCAUACGUAAUGCAAAGUGUCAUGUUGGUAGUCAGGAUCAGCUGAUAGGCAAUGUUACCAAUGAUGUAACGAUUUCGGGCUGGCUGGAAAAGUCAGGCCCAAAGUCAACAGACUUAUGGAGAAAACGCUGGUGCAUGCUUGUUGGUUACAACUUUCUCUACAUGGAGCAGCCGUCUUCCCCAUACACAAGUGGUUAUAUACAGAUUAGGCGACCAAAUCAAAGUGUUGCUGUUCUCUUGGAUUAUACACCGUCGGGCCGAAGGAACGUGAAUAAAUUCUACUUUACUCUGCGUACGCCGGCUCGCGAUUAUGGCUUCUCGGUGACCACUGAAGAGCAGCGCAAUGCAUGGGUCAACGCUCUAAAUGACAUUAUCGUAACUGGAGAGAUUUUUUAA
Protopolystoma xenopodis is the source of this 1029-nucleotide messenger RNA. NCBI's taxonomy places the organism in Eukaryota, Metazoa, Platyhelminthes, Monogenea, Polystomatidea, Polystomatidae. The record is from the annotation of a GenBank genome assembly.